AUGUCCAGAGUGACAGCUUUUAGGGACACAGACCUUCGCUCCCUGCUAAGGGAGUUGCGGACUGAUAUUGCUAUGGCUGUAGACGACCCUUUCCCUCUCGUCUAUGGUUUGGCAGACAAAAACAUCAUCACUGACCAAUUACUAAAGGACACUCUGGAGAAGGAAGGCCGAGAAGGGAUCCACAAGGCCACAUAUUCGCUCCUGUCCUGGGUCCUGGAGCAGAGCAGAUCCACCAUCCAGGCUUUCUGGAGCAACUUGUCCAAAGACUACAACCUGGACAGCUACCCCAAGCUGCGGUCACUGCUCACUAACCUGCACUCGAAGCGGGAUGCUGCAGGCUCUACAAGUGAGAAGAGAUCCUCUGGAGGCAACAAAACACCUCACAUCAAGAAGAGGAGCCACGAGGACAGAGGGACCAAUUCACACAAUAAGCAUCCACAGUAUCAUGCCAAGACAAGCAAUGGACCAGGGGGUAAAGUGAGACUGUACAGAGUGAAGACUGAAGCUCCAGCCCCCCAGCUACCACCUGGAAAUAGUGUUCAGGUGCAGUCCUCCUCGGUCCAGAGACCAGUCGCCCUGUCUUCCUCCUCCUCUGCCGCCUCAACUGAGCCGCCAGUCAGCCAUGAAGCCAGAGAGAAGAUCCGUAUCAAGCAGGUGGUUGGCUCAGAUAGUAAGCCACUGGGAACUGCCAGAAAGUGUAUAAAAGUUGUUGGGGACUUUCACUCUUGUGGUCAGUCAGAGAUAAAUGGAGAGUCCAAAUCCAAAGCUGCUGAGAACACAUUUCACCACAAGGUGGAGACAACCGCAGGCAUGGUUCACUAUAAUGAUGAUGAGUGUGCAGUGUGUAGGGACGGAGGGGAGCUGAUUUGUUGUGAUGGCUGUCCUCGAGCUUUUCAUCUGACCUGCCUCGACCCUCCACUCACAUCUAUACCAAGUGGACCUUGGCAGUGUGAGCGGUGCUCUGGCAACACAGUAAAAAGAGAGAAACCCCAACUACCUUUACAACCGCUAAUUGCCCAGCCUCAGCAAACAAACACGAGCAGCAGUAAUUCCAUCUCCUCCGUCUCCUUCUUCUCCUCGCUGUCAGCCUCGUCCCUCACCAGUGCCACGGCUUCUAUGAAUGGGCCCAGUGGCAGACAUCAGUGCUCAGGUGGAGAGAUGGUCAACUUGAGGGAGGUGUGUGGCGUUUGUCAUUUAGCAGGAGCAGACCUGACUCACUGCCUCCAGUGUUUUAAGUGUUUCCACGCACACUGCCACUUCUCUAAAGGGAGAUCCAUAUGCUUGUCCUGCUCCAGGCCCUGGGGCAGCUCUGCAGAGAAGGAGACUGAAUCCUUACAGAUCGCCCCAGUGGUUCAAAAUAUACUCAGUCAUGAUCAGAGCUCCUCUGUCCCUGAGCCCAUCCUCCAUAAAGAUGAACUGGACUCCAUCCUGGGAGAUCAGGGCUCCAUUGAUGGCAUCUUGCAGUGGGCUUUCCACAACAUCUCUCGGCCUCUUCCAGACUCUCAAGGAUGCUACCAGUAA
Messenger RNA from Micropterus dolomieu (smallmouth bass), 1521 nucleotides. It is a transcript of the gene aire, whose product is annotated as autoimmune regulator. The coding region runs from base 1 to 1521 and encodes 506 amino acids. Gene Ontology annotation, biological process: humoral immune response; regulation of transcription by RNA polymerase II. NCBI's taxonomy places the organism in Eukaryota, Metazoa, Chordata, Actinopteri, Centrarchiformes, Centrarchidae. Gene Ontology annotation, molecular function: DNA-binding transcription factor activity, RNA polymerase II-specific; DNA binding; translation regulator activity. The transcript is spliced from 13 exons. Gene Ontology annotation, cellular component: cytoplasm; nucleus. The record is from RefSeq and is a predicted model, not a curated record.